AUGACUGCACGUCGACCCCCUCCAGCCUACGAUGCCCCGACGGACUCCCCAGUUCAUGCCGACAAGGUAUUUUAUACUCGCAUAGCCGAAACCGCAAAUGUGUGUGGCGAGCGUAAUCUUGACUACGCUGUAACUAUUCGACCCCGCGCUGGACAUGCCUGGGUUGUUCGCGCUGGACAGGUUUGCAGGAUCACCACCCCAGAAGGACCUCAAGUGGGCGAUCUGAAUAUCUGGAACCUACACAAUCCCCGCGAAAGAUUUUGGGCAGCGCGGUCUCGUCAGAUUCAUCAAAGCCAUGUCUCUGUAUUCGACCGUCUAUGGUCCUGCCUACCAUACAUGCGACCCCUUCUUACCAUCACCAAUGACUCGUUGGCAAACUAUGGGGUGGAUCAAUUUGGCGGUAGAAUACAUGAUCUCUUGGGUACUCGCUGUGAUCCGUACGUAAACUUACUGAUGGGUGGCAAGAGCGAUGAUUUCCAUUGUCAUUCGAAUCUCACCCGGGCGGUUGCGCCUUAUGGACUCACGGAAUUCGAUGUCCACGACGUUAUCAACUUGUUCCAGGUCACGGGCUUAGAUGAGAAAGGGAGAUACUUUAUGGGCACAUCCCCCGCUGAGAAAGGAGAUUUUUUAGAGUUCUUCGCGGAGGUUGAUCUGCUGUGUGCCCUUUCUACAUGUCCUGGCGGCGAUUUGUCGAAUUGGGGCUGGGAUGGUAGUGGUGAGAUGCGAGAUACCACCCGACCACUGGGUGUAGAGGUCUAUACCCUGACUGAUCCAAAUAUUCUGAAAGGGUGGAGCUCGCCCGAACCGUCUAAAUACAAGGGGAUGCAUGGUAUGACUGUACCUGCUCGAGCUUCGGACCCAGUCGUAGUAGGAUUAUAA
Messenger RNA from Ophidiomyces ophidiicola, 879 nucleotides. RefSeq lists its product as uncharacterized. Bases 1 to 879 code for a protein of 292 amino acids. The transcript has a single exon. Lineage: Eukaryota; Fungi; Ascomycota; Eurotiomycetes; Onygenales; Onygenaceae. The record is from RefSeq and is a predicted model, not a curated record.